UGCGCCGCACUGUGCGCCCACACCCACCCUGCCCUGCUUGCUGCUCCGAGCCGCAGAGAGACCGACGCAGAACGGAGGCUGACUGUGAAGCUCUGUGCAGCCUCAGCGACCGGAAACACCCCCCAUCAGCACCAGCCCCCCAUCAGGACCAGCCCGUCUCCUCUGUAGGCUGAGGCUGCUGCUGACACCAUCUAUGAUUGUUUACUGAGCAUCAUCUGGUACCAUGAGCAGCAGCACAGUUUUUCAGCAGCAGGCUGUCCCCGGGCCUCUGGAGCAGCAGAAGGCGAAGCAGGGAGGAGGAGGAGGAAUGGGGCCGGUGGCCUGUCAGAACUGCGGGAAGCCCUGUAAAGGAGAGGCUCUCCGGGUUCAGAACAAACACUUUCACAUCAAUUGUUUCGCAUGCAAAGUGUGCGGCUGUGAACUCGCCCAGGGAGGGUUUUUUGUGCGUCAGGGUGAAUACAUCUGUACUCUGGACUACCAGCGGCUGUAUGGCACUCGCUGCUUCAGCUGCCAGGACUUUAUUGAGGGGGAGGUGGUGUCCGCUCUGGGAAAGACCUACCAUCCUCGCUGCUUCGUCUGCUCCUCAUGCAAACAGCCUUUCCCAGCCGGUGACCGGGUGACAUUUAAUGGGAAGGAGUGCAUCUGCCAAAAGUGUUCCCAGCCCCUCCCUGCCAACAGCCCUGCACCCAUACAGGCUGUCCAUAACUGCUGUGGCUGUGGGAAGGAGUUUAAGAAUGAACAGUCUCUGGUAGCACUGAACAAGCACUGGCACCUGGGUUGCUUCAAGUGUAAAGUGUGCAACAAGGUGCUCAAUGCUGAGUACAUCAGCAAGGAUGGGAUCCCCUACUGUGAGAUGGAUUACCACGCCAUGUUUGGGAUCGUGUGUGAGAGUUGUAAGAAGUACAUCACUGGGAAAGUCUUGGAGGCUGGAGAGAAGCAUUACCACCCCACAUGUGCCCGGUGCGCCCGCUGUGAGCAGAUGUUUGCAGAAGGAGAGGAAAUGUAUCUGCAAGGAUCGUCCAUUUGGCAUCCCCCAUGCAGACAAGCAGCCAAGCAGGAGGAGAAGAGUAAGAAGCAGGUCCGGAUACAGCUCAGUGAUGUUCCUGAGCAGCAGGUGACUCGGACGUCUUCUGAAAGCAUCACUUCAGUCCCUGCUUCCAGCACCUCCGGCUCUCCCAACAGAGUCAUCUAUGCCAAACUGGGAGAGGAGAUGUUGGACUACAAGGACCUGGCAGCCCUCCCAAAAACCAAAGCUAUCUAUAACAUCGACAGGCCCGACAUGUUGUCCUACUCUCCUUAUGUCAGCUACCCAUCUGAGGAGAGGCACUACGGGGAGUCCCCCCAGCUGCUUUCUCCUACUCCUACUGAGGGCGAAGGGGAGCGGUCACCCCGUCAGCGGAGGCCCUCGAGCCCUAGCUCCAAUAGCUCUUUAGGGGGCUAUGGACGGUACACCCCAUCUCGUUCACCUCAGAACUACAGCCGAGCAGAUGGACAUCCAGAACCAGAGGUAUACCUUGGUGGUAAAAACAACAGUCUAAUCCGUGACUCCAGUUCUCUCCUUCCACCCAUAAGCCACUCGGGUGGUGCUAAGUUCCCCUGCACCUUGGCCACAGAUUCGUCCUCUCUCCCUGUGUAUUAUUCCAUGGGGGCUGAAGGGAGUGGUGGUGGCGGUAUUGGCAAGUUCUCACCCACACCAUCAGGUGUCAGUGCAGGCUUGUCUUUACAGCUGAACCCCACUACCCUGGCCCUGCUGCAGCAGCACAACUACAUCCCUUAUUUCAGAGGUAGUGAAAGUGGUCGGAGUACCCCCAGCUUAUCCACCUUUUCGGAUGGAAAAUCCCCCUCGUCUGCUUCUACAUACAUGGCUGCUCCUCGACAUUUCCACAUACCAGAGACUAUGGUCAAAGAUAAUCUCUAUAGAAAACCCCCCAUCUACAGACAGCAUGCUUCUAGAACAUCCUGGCAGGAUGGUGAGGAUAGCAAGAGGACAACUUGGAUGAUCUUAAAAGGUGAGAUUGAUGGUCAUAUGGCUCCAGAGGACCUGGAUCCGCGCAAAUCCACCUGCAGUCUGCCCACUGACACAUCACAGCCAAAUUUCCCCUACAAUAAGUCUGCUUCUUUACCAGGCUAUGGAAGGAACGGCAUCUACAAGGCUGCAGAGAUGGUCGAAGAUGAAGUGGACCCAGACUCCCAAAGCUGGGGGUGCAUGAGAGAGUACAAGGUGUACCCGUAUGAAGUGCUGGCUGUGACGCACAGAGUGAAAGUAAAACUUCCCAGAGAUGUGGACCGCACCAGACUGGAGAGACACCUCUCUCCAGAGGAGUUCCAGCAGGUUUUCAGUAUGACCUUGGAGCAGUUUGACCGCCUGGCCCUGUGGAAGAAAAAUGACUUGAAGAAGGCGGCCCGCCUUUUUUAAAUAUUUAAAGUAUUGCUGCAACAUCUCAACAACAAUCUGGGAGGAAACAGAACAAAAUAUGCCACUUGAUUCAUCUGUGUAUCUUCAUGAUACCAACCGUUUCUGUCAGUAAAACAUCUGCCCGUGACGCUGCAGAGAGGCAUCAUUUGUGGGAUUAUUCACAACAUUUGGACAGUGGUGUAGCUUCAUAAGUCCAGUUUGGUCUGAAUGUUUGACCGACAACCUCAGAACAGGAUGAGGAGCUGCAUUUGCAUGGCCCGUGUUUCUGCUCCUUGUCUCCCAUGAGGUUCUGCAUCAGCCUGAUUCUCAUCCCAACACUUCCAUAAAUCCGACUAAAAAAUAAACUGCUUUUCUAUAAA
This is a messenger RNA of Nematolebias whitei (Rio pearlfish), 2775 nucleotides long. It is a transcript of the gene ablim2, whose product is annotated as actin binding LIM protein family, member 2. The record is from RefSeq and is a predicted model, not a curated record. Lineage: Eukaryota; Metazoa; Chordata; Actinopteri; Cyprinodontiformes; Rivulidae. The transcript is spliced from 23 exons. Gene Ontology annotation, cellular component: actin cytoskeleton. Gene Ontology annotation, molecular function: actin filament binding. Gene Ontology annotation, biological process: cytoskeleton organization; lamellipodium assembly. The coding region runs from base 224 to 2416 and encodes 730 amino acids.